Messenger RNA from Pelodiscus sinensis (Chinese soft-shelled turtle), 835 nucleotides. NCBI's taxonomy places the organism in Eukaryota, Metazoa, Chordata, Testudines, Trionychidae. The record is from RefSeq and is a predicted model, not a curated record.
CCCUGCCUUCAUGCUGUGCAUGUUUGCUCCCCCGUUAAUGACACUUUAUCUUGCAGAGCUGUUUUUCCCGAGGGCCAAUCCCUGGAAGGUGGCUCUUGCUGUGAUCUUGCCUCUCCUGGCUGUUCUCCUUCCCCUGGCCAGUUACUGCUUCUGGAGGCAGCACGGAGUGAAAGUGGACGUGACUCUGGAUCCAGAUACGGCAAAUCCCUACCUCAUCCUGUCUGCAGAUUGGAAACAUGUGGUGCACAGAGACGAGAACCAAGGUCUGCCCGACACCCUUGAGAGAUUUGAUAAAAUGGCAAUUGUCCUGGGCACCGAGAGAUUCUUGACUGGGAGGCAUUACUGGGAGGUAGAGGUUGGACACAAAAAAGUCUGGACUCUGGGGGUCUGUCGAGAAACUGUGAGAAGAAAGGGGCAUCUUGUGUUUAUACCUCCAAAUGGAUUCUGGACAAUAUGUCACUUGGAUGGGCGAUAUACAGCCAACACCUCCAACCCAUUGCCCUUCCCUGUGAGCACCAGGCCCAGCCGGGUGGGGAUUUUCCUGGACUACGAGGCGGGCGAGGUCUUGUUUUACAAUGUGACUGACAGGUUCCAUCUCUUCACCUUCACCAACACCUUCUCCGGGACACUCCGCCCUUAUUUCAAUCCUGAGUACAAUAUAGGAGGUACAAACAUGGAUCCCCUGAUAAUUUGCCCAGUCCAACCUUGAGAGAAACUCUGUUCCUUUACUGGGUAUCUGAAAUCUCAUCUACAUAACAGUAUUUUCAUACAGCCGUCAGAAAAAAAAAUGUGGAAGUAUAUGUGUGACGUAGUGGGGGUACUUGCUGGGCUGUGG